Molecule: messenger RNA, 1257 nt
Organism: Nicotiana tabacum (common tobacco)
Lineage: Eukaryota; Viridiplantae; Streptophyta; Magnoliopsida; Solanales; Solanaceae
Source: RefSeq, a predicted model, not a curated record
AUGUCUAUGGCCUUGAACAAUCGCCCCCAAGGAACAUUGCCCGCAGAUACAAAUAUUAACCUAAAGGAACAGAACCCAAAUCAGCUAAUGGCGGUGAGUCUCAGGAAUGGAAGAGAUUUAGAUAGAGAGCAAGAAGUUGCUCAAUUUACGAGAGAGACUACGCCAACUACGCCAGUUACAUUAGAGGCAGAUGAGUCAACAGAGCUCACCGAGGUUAUAAUUGAACAAGCACAAGUUGAUAAGGGUAAGGAGAAAGAUGGUGAACAAGUCUCAGAACAGGUGGCACCUCUUGUGCCAAAAGCUUCCAACAAAGAAAAGACAUCAAGUAGUGGACAGAGGUUGACUCCUGCACCAUUCCCUCAGAGAUUGGCAAAACAAAAGAAAGAUGACCAAUGCAGGAAAUUCAUGGAAAUGCUUCGACAGAUUCAAUUGAAUAUUCCACUGAUGGAUGCUUUGAGAGAAAUGCCAGGGUAUGCAAAAAUGAUGAAGGACCUGAUGUUGUGGAAAUUUGACUUCCAGGACCUGUCCACUGUAACUCUGACACAGACCUGCAGCGCGGUAGUGACAAGACUUGUGGCCCAAAAGGUGUCUGAUCCAGGCAUAGGCAGAGCUAGACCGACCUCAAUGUUGCUGCAACUGGCCGAUCGUACAGUCAAAAGACCGACAGGAAUUCUUAAUGAUGUGCUUGUGCAAGUGGGGAAAUUUGUAUUUCCUGCAGACUUUGUUAUUCUUGAAUGUCGGGUGGAUGAAGAGAUACCCAUCAUUCUGGGAAGGCCAUUCUUAACCACUGGGAGAACAUUAAUUGAUUGUGAGACUAGAGAGUUGAAAAUGAGGUUGAAAAAUGAAGAAAUAAUAUUCAACGUUCAACAAUCCAUGAGGAGACCCAAUGAAUUUGCAAACUGCUCACUAGUGGAGGCCAUGGAUGCGAUACUGCAAGAAGAGGAUGAGACCCUUAAUGUCAAGGAUCCACUAGAAGCCUGCUUGAUGAAUUUGGAAGAGAUGGAUGGUGAAGGGUUGGAAGAGUGGGCCAUGGCUCUCGAAGGUCAAGGAUUCUGGAAAAGGGAACCUCAGUUCGAGCCCCUACGCUUAGAAGAGAGAGCAACACCACCUGCAAAACCAUCAAUAGAGGAGCCACCACAGCUAGACUUGAAACCGCUUCCAGCCCACCUCAGGUACGCUUUCUUGGGGGCUAAUUCUACUUUGCCUAUUAUUAUAUCAUCUGGUUUGCUAGUUGUACAGGUAGAGCAACUGUUGUAG